UGAAUAAAGCUUGCUUGACUCUCACUCAGCAUCCCUGAGGGAGAGAGCCCUCCCAGCCCCAUUGUCUCGUCUCUUUCUUUUCUUCUUCACCUCCGGAGCACAGUCCUGCUCGCCGCGGCUGGUUCGCGGCAAGUGGCGCCCGAACAGGGACCUGAAGGCUUCUUGGGGCAAGACUGUCGGUGGCGCGCGCAGUGAAAUUUGGGUAAGUGGCAGUCUUGGAUGAGGUUUUGUCACUGGGAGUAAGAAAUUAUGGGGCAGGCUUCUAGCGCUGAUCUUUUUGUUCAGGUUUUACAAACAAUGCUGCAGCUGCGAGGGGUACGUGUGGAGGCUUCGCAGCUGGCUAAAUUUCUUGCUUUCGUUAAGACUGUUUGUCCCUGGUUCCCCUCUGAUGGCACUAUUAAUAUUGAAACUUGGAAAAAGGUUGGCGAUCGCAUCCAGGGCCACUUUCAAGCUCACGGGCCCGACCAAACCCCGGUCGAUGCCUUCGCUUUGUGGUCUCUCAUAAGGGAUUGCCUGGUUAAUGAUAGUGAGGCAGAAAAAUGGCGGCGGCUUCGGGGAAGCCUGCGGCGCUCUCAGUCUAUUACCACCUUGGCGCCGCCUGCCGACCCUCCACCACCUCUGCCUUCCCUCGCUCCUUCUUCAGCUCCAGGACCAGCGACGCAUGAGUGCGUUGAGCCCGACCUUGAGUCUGCUCCCCUAGUUUCGGGAGACAAACCCACUCCGCAAAAGCUACUUAUGCAUACCUUAUUUGUCAUAAAUUUUUUAACUCUGGAUGAUGAUGGACGUUCCGCCGCAGACCGGUUUUGGAAUCCACAACGUCAGGCUCAUCCUCUGGUACUGUGGCGGGAUCCUCUAACCGGUACUUGGCAUGGCCCUGAUACGGCUUUAAUGUGGGGUCGAGGAUAUGUUUGUGUUUUUCCCACAGAUGCCCCUGCUCCUCGGUGGCUGCCUGCGCGGUGUGUGAAGCAUGCCCCGAACCAAGAUCGCCCGGCUUCGCCGUCGAUUCCAACGCCUGCAUCUGACGCCUGAGCAUCGAAGCCGUGAUAUUGUGGACCGCCCACAGGACCUGGCAAUGAUGCCCCUGACAGCAGCUCUCCAGGCUCUUUUCUUUCUUUGGUUACUGACCUUCCCUGUGGGACGGGCGGAAAAUCUUUGGGCAUAUCUGCCUAACCCUCCCUUGUUACAUCCUGUAACCUGGGAUGAUCUUCAAGUACCUGUAUAUGUGAAUGAUACUAAGAUCUUGGGCCUCCCUUCGGCCGCUCAUAUUUGGCCGCAAUGGAGGGACGGCUAUUCCUAUCUCGGAGUCAGUAAGUUUCCCCCCAUUUGUUUUACUGUGACUGAUUCCCUGCCUCAUUGCGUCCGACUGAGGCAUACCCUUGAAUCUGAUGGAAACCAGUCCCGCUCUGGGAUUUAUUGGAAUGUUAAGUACCUAUACCCUAUUUUCAAUUGCUCUAACAGGGGAACUGGCCCGCUGCCGCAGAAAAUGAAGGCGUGUUCUAAAAGGGUGUCCCAAAGCAGCGGCGGGAUUGACUGGAAAAGCUGCCAUGACAACUGGACUGUUUGUAACGCGCAAAUCUGCGAAUGGGCACCCCUAGACGCCGACUGCCAUCCUACGCAACAGGUCGCAAGGUUAUGGACCGGGAACAAGACGUGGCAAACUGACUUGUGGAAGCUGACUGCCAGCUUGGGACGAAUUACCGUCUACAAGGUCAAUGUGACUGUGUCCCCACACGGAAUCUCAGGCAACGGAUCAGCAUGGAACGUUUCUACCACUGCCUGUGUUCCUGAGCCUUAUGCUCUGCUGGUAGGCCCCCUCAAUCUAUCACGAAGUAAUGACUCUGGAGUGUACUCCUUAAAUUGUA
This is a messenger RNA of Miniopterus natalensis, 1862 nucleotides long. NCBI's taxonomy places the organism in Eukaryota, Metazoa, Chordata, Mammalia, Chiroptera, Miniopteridae. The record is from RefSeq and is a predicted model, not a curated record.